Vicia faba (fava bean) is the source of this 426-nucleotide messenger RNA. The record is from the annotation of a GenBank genome assembly. NCBI's taxonomy places the organism in Eukaryota, Viridiplantae, Streptophyta, Magnoliopsida, Fabales, Fabaceae.
AUGAAGAAAAUAGUUAUCCAGAUGCAUAUGGAAAAUGACAAACUCAGAAGCAAAGCUAUGAAAAUAGCAGCAGCUUUUCAAGGCGUGGAUUCAGUGUCAUUAGAAGGAGAAAGCAGAAACCAAGUAGUAGUAACUGGAGAUCAAAUAGAUUGUGUUUGUUUGACUAAAAAGUUGAGAAAGAAAUUUUGUUCUGUUAAUCUUCUAAGUGUUGAAGAUGCAAAGGCUUCCUCUACUAGUGACGAGGGUGGUGAAGAACCAAAAGAUGUUGAAAUAAUUCCCACAUCAUUGGAAAAUUUAUCUUGUUGUGAUGAGCGAAACUAUCCUCCACCUUGUACCUUGUAUUACAUAGAUCAUGAUCCAUAUCCUAUUAGUUGCUUUUGGAAUAAGUUUGGAACUUAUGAUCUUAUUUACACAUAUCCAUGUUAG